Molecule: messenger RNA, 414 nt
Organism: Nakaseomyces glabratus
Lineage: Eukaryota; Fungi; Ascomycota; Saccharomycetes; Saccharomycetales; Saccharomycetaceae
Gene: RPL14A
Product: 60S ribosomal protein eL14
Biological process (GO): ribosomal large subunit biogenesis; translation
Cellular component (GO): cytosolic large ribosomal subunit; ribosome
Molecular function (GO): RNA binding; structural constituent of ribosome
Source: RefSeq, a predicted model, not a curated record
AUGUCUUCCACUACUGUCAGAAACUCUAACUGGAGAUUGGUUGAAGUUGGUCGUGUUGUUUUGGUCAAGAAGGGCCAAUCCGCUGGUAAGUUGGCCGCCAUCGUUGAAAUCAUCGACCAAAAGCAAGUUUUGAUUGACGGUCCAGAAACUGGUGUCCCAAGACAAUCCAUUAACUUGGGUCAAGUUGUCUUGACUCCAUUGACCUUCACUUUGCCAAGAGGUGCUAGAACUUCCAUUGUUUCCAAGAAGUGGGCUGCCGCUCAAGUUACUGAAUCCUGGAAGGCUUCCUCCUGGGCUAAGAAGAUUGCUCAACGUGAGAGACGUUCUGCUUUGUCCGACUUCGAAAGAUUCCAAGUUAUGGUUUUGAAGAAGCAAAAGAGAUACACUGUCAAGAAGGCUUUGGCUAAGGCUUAA